Lytechinus variegatus (green sea urchin) is the source of this 3874-nucleotide messenger RNA. Its product is annotated as polycomb protein Scm-like. Bases 145 to 1755 code for a protein of 536 amino acids. The record is from RefSeq and is a predicted model, not a curated record. The transcript is spliced from 12 exons. Gene Ontology annotation, molecular function: protein binding. Gene Ontology annotation, biological process: regulation of DNA-templated transcription. Gene Ontology annotation, cellular component: nucleus. Lineage: Eukaryota; Metazoa; Echinodermata; Echinoidea; Temnopleuroida; Toxopneustidae.
ACCUGCUCUAGUGCAACACGAUAAUCACGGAAAAGCGAGCUUUGACGUAACUUGAAAUUGAUCGAGGGCAAGGGUUUUUAGAAGAUGUUAUAAAUAGCAGAGAACCACUGAGUAAACAGUACACUCUCACCACAUCGAUCCGCCAUGGCAAAAGCAAGUAAAAUUCCAGUGACCUAUGAUUGGGAUGUCUAUUUGAAAGAAUCAGGUGCAACGUGUGCUCCAGCAGAAUGUUUCAAACAGGCUCCAAUACCACCACCAAACGAGUUUGGCCUAUGGAUGAAACUUGAAGCCCUCGAUCCUCGCAAUGUGACCUCGACCUGCAUUGCAACCAUAGUCGGUCUCAUCGGGCCACGGUUGAGACUCCGACUGGAUGGAAGCGACAACAAGAAUGACUUUUGGAGGUUGGUGGACUCAUCUGACAUCAGACCGAUCGGGCAUUGUGAGAAAAAUGGUGGCAUGCUCCAACCUCCUCUUGGUUUCAGAAUGAAUGCCUCUUCUUGGCCAAUGUUUCUAUUAAGAACACUCAACAAUGCCAGCAUUGCACCAACGCAAGCAUUUAAACCAGAACCACCCGAUCCCAAGGGCAACGAGUUCAAAGUGGGCAUGAAGCUGGAGGCCGUAGACCGUAAGAAUCCCCACCUCAUCUGCCCCGCCACGGUGGGGCAGGUCAAGGACAAUACCAUCUUUGUCCAGUUUGAUGGUUGGAGGGGCGCCUUCGAUUACUGGUGUGAAAUCAACUCAAGGGACAUCUUUCCUGUAGGAUGGUGUAAAGCUACGGGACACUACCUGCAGCCGCCAGGUAAAACAGGAGCCAGUACCAAAGUCAGAAGAGUGAGCAGCUCAUCAACAUCAUCAUCUCAAAUGUCCCCUGGAGGGGGUGCCCUGUCAACGAAAGUGGAGCCUGACACAAGUUGCUUGCCAUCGGCUGAACCAGCGGAAGAGCCUUCAGUGCUGGUACACCUGAAUAGUUCCUGCGUGAGCGGUCCCUACCUGAGCCCCCAUAAGCUCUGGCAGAUGCCGUGUCAGGUCGGACCUACCAGUAUCAGUUCUGCUCUCAGGGAGAUCCUGCAGCUAUGUGUGGACUGUGCUGUACAGCAAAGGCUUGUUCUUACCUUCCUGGAGGAGGCCGAUGACGGCAAUGUCACGGUUAAUGGUACAUAUGGUGGAGAGAGCCAUUCAGCAACUAUCCAGGCCCCAGAUGACACCCCAGAGUUCUGGGCCAUGUUACACAGGUUAUGUGAGAACCUUCUGUGCUGUGAGAACUUCUUCAGUGAUAAAUCAUUACAAGGUCCCUGCCCUAAGUGUGCAAAGCAAGCUUCUGAUGACAGAGGAUCUGUGAAUAGUGGAGCUAGUAAUAUGAGACCAGGGGGAGGGGGUCUGAAGAGGAGUAUAUCAGAUGCAUCAACAAAUUCAGAAAGAGAAACAAAACCAUCUAGUCAUAAGAUACAGAGGAGAAUAACGACAGAGGCUGCAAGUUCGACGACUGAAAGCAGAUUAGAACAGACAAGAAUACCACCGACAAGGAUAGCACCUUCUGCUGGCAGUGACCCUAAUGACUGGACGAUAGAGGAGGUCAUAGCAUGUGUAGUCAGUAUGGACCCAAGUAUGGGCGUACAUGCAGGGUUGUUUAGACAACACGAAAUCGAUGGCAAUGCAUUCCUUCUACUGAAUAGUGACAUGAUGAUGAAAUACAUGGGAAUGAAGCUGGGUCCUGCUCUCAAGCUGUGUAAUAUCAUAGACAAACUCAAGAAAUAGAAAUGGUGGUAAGAUACACCCUUGUGGGAGUGCUAUUUAUGAAAGAGGCACACAAAGUGAUGGGUCGAUGAAAUGAUUAAAGAGAGAGAUGGACGGAGAUGAAGGCACUUUUUAUGAUGGUAUUUGUGAUUGAUUCGCAAGGUCUGUAACUCUGUAUAUUGCCAUACAUGUAUGUCUCUUCGUAAACUUUCAAAGGCACAAACCUUCCAAAGAGCUUUUUCACAACCUCCUUCAUGAUAUUGACUUUGUCUGUAUGCAUUGUCACUGUCAAGCUGAGGAGAAAGAGUUUUGCUACCAAAUAUCUGGACUGAGUAGGGAUAUCGUCGCACGCACCACGAACCAUCCUCUUUGCGCACUUUGAUGCGCGAUAGUGCACUGUAUCUAUUCCAUGAACCGCCCUCUCUGUUACGAUGCCCACUGUGGCGUAAAUAAUUAAUUUCAAGAAAAUAUAAAGAUACAGGAUGAAACCUUAGAACCUGAACUUUUGAACGAAGACACCGGUAAAUAAUUGGCUCUCCAUGUAGGAGCACUUAUUUGCUGGUUUUAAAAAAGCUUUCUUUAAAUGCGUUUUCUGCAAAACUAACUUCCGCAUCGAAGUGCGCAGAGAGGACGGUUCGUGGUGCGUGCGACGAUAUGAUAAUGAAAGACAUGUGACAGAAUAUACAGGUCCUUCCUCAAGGAGGUGGUACAUAAUGUACAAUCUGAAGAAAUAAACUAGGCGGUAAGAUGUAUCCUUGUGUAUUAAAGGGAGAAUGAGGUCGGAGGUAUACAGCUACAACUGUCUAAAAUGGCCAUCCAAGGGAUUUUGAGAACAAGGGUCACUCUAGAAAAGUGUCCUCUCUCUCAAUCGGUGCUACAUUAUGUUUUUAUCUCCGAAAGGAAACAUUUUUUCCUUGUGAGGGUAAAUUUGGAGAAAAGGAAUACCUCAAGAAGUAGUAAAAAAAGAAGUUGAAUGAUAAUGAUAUGCAACAAAUGAGAGGAUUAGACAGUGAGGCUUCAAACCAACAUUUUUAUGGCUUCUGAGCAACAUUUCGAAUUCAGAUGCCGAAUUAAAGUAAAGAACCAAAUUUCUCGAACCGCUGAUAAUAUUGAUGUUGUAUACAUGUACCUGUUUUUUUUUAAUUAUGGAAAUGCUUUAUACAGAGUGGAUGAGGACACUUUCAAGAAAAAUCUCGAUACAUAUCACUAUCUGAAUCAUUAUCAUCUUGAUAUUUAUACAACAAAUUUACUUUCUGCCAAUCAGAUUGAGAAAUUGCACUAGCUUAUGACAAAUUUUGAUUAUUAUUGAUGCAAAAUUUCACAAUUACUGGACCCUGGUAAAGAUAACUGAAAUAGAAAGCCAUUUAUAGAUGUAGACAAUAUUUCAAGGAUGAUUCAGAGAUGUAGAUUAAAGCUUCAUGCACAUGUUUUUGUUUUUUUUUCCUGAUGUGCCAAUGGCAGUUUGUGUACAGCCAAAAAGUGUAUGUGUAUAUGUCUAAGAGUACAUGAACAGCCUAAUUAUCAUUCCCUUGUAGAUUUUAUGUAAUGUUUAAGUUUUUUGUUCUAUUGCUUCAUGACAGAUUGAGUGACAAUAUACAGAAGUCUGAACCAGCUUUGGCUGCAUAUUUCAUAGGAAUUCCUAGGAGCCAAUUCGCAAAGUUUUUAUGUUAAGACGACAUUGGCGUUUUCUAUUGCUAAAUUAAAUAUGAAUUGUUCAAAUUUUUCCUGCUUAUAAUGAGAGCAAACUUUCUUUAAUUCUAAUCAAUUUUGACAAUAAAAUUUGUAUCAAAAGAAUUUAAAUCUUACACAAAGAAAGGGUCAUCAGCUUGUGUACAGUUGUGCGUACUUAUUAUUAUGAAAUGCCACCCUGCUCAGCAUGUUAUACCCUUUCAAUUUUCCACAUGUUCAAAGCCUAAAUGAAAUGUUAUCUGAGGGAAAGCUAGGCCCUGUCUUAAAAAGAGUUAUGAUUGAUCCAAUCAGUCAUAACUAUGGAAAUCCAUCAGUGUCAUCAUUUUUUCUACAGGAAAUUUGCACAAUGUCCUUCGUAACCAAAGAGAAACACAGUGAAUUGUCAAGAAAAAGAAUGCAUGAAUAUACAUCAUAGCUAGAAAAUAUUUUGAACGAACAUAUAUAAUAGAUG